AUGUGUCUUGAUGAUAAACCUUAUUUUAAGCCGCAACAACGUUAUUGUGACGUUCAACAAACGAAUCCAAAACAAAAUAUUUAUAUUGGUUUUCAUCGAACUACGCCGGAAGCAGCUGUGAGUAUUGCCCAUUCAGAUUUUGCAAUUAGUACCAAACAUCAAAGUACAAUGCUCGGUCAUGGUGUAUAUUUUGCUCGAUCAAUGGAAGAUACAGAAGGUAAAGCUAAUGCUGAUGGUGCUUACAUAUGCGCUGAAAUUGAAACGGGUAGGGUUAAAGAAGUGGGUCCGGGAGCGAAAAAAGAUUCCCUUCGAGGUACUACUUAUUUAUGGGAAGAUUAUGAUACAGUCUAUUAUAAUCAUUCCAACGAUAGUCGUGAUGAAUUUUGUGUUAAAAGUGCAAGUCAAAUAUUAAGACGGGUUAUGAUGGUCACUCAAGAAUAUGAUGGAAAGGUUCGAAACUAUAGAUUAGACACAGAAUUCGAUGAUACAAUUUGCCAAUGUAUUUAGAAUCAAACAAGCAAAUAAAUAGUGUUAUAGCUAUUCGUCUUAGUCUUUUUUGUCUCAGACAACUCAUUUCAGAAUUUUUCGUCGAAGAAAAUUCGUCACAUUACAGAAAAUUUAGAGUGAACGUUCCCUCCAUCUCUUAAACUCUGUGCUUUACACAGGCAAUAACUAAAAAUAGCAAAAAUCUAUCAUCAAAAGUACUAUGUGGCUAAGGAAAACCGUCAAGACUACGAUCGAAUCAAUCAGAGCAAUCGUAGAAUAAUGUAAAGCGCUCCUCUGUGAUGUUUGUAUAAGAGAGAAAAUAUAUAAAAGCUAUCUUUUCUACUCCAUUUUAUUCAUUUUUUCUAUAGAUUACUUUUUAUUAAUUCUUAUAUAUCCCACAUCAAAGAACACAUCAACUGUGCUAAUUAAUCAUACGUAGUAUAUAUAUUCUAUUUGGUCUUAUCACUUGCUAAUAUGUAAAAGUUGUUUUGGGAGUCUUAGAUAUUAGGAAUGGUCGAUCAUGCUGUACAUUAAGAUCACCGUGAUUUUUACUCGAGGAUCUUGCUGAGAUUUCAUCUUUCCUACACUACAAUACAACAUAUCAAAAUUUAAUGUUCUUUUCUAGAGAAGCGGAUCUCGAGACGUCUACAUAUUCGGAGAAAAAGAUCCCUUCUAGUUUUUGAGAUAUGUAGCUCUCAAUAUUGGUGAUUAACGUUUAAUAAAUCAUACUUUCUUCUUUGAUGUUCAGCAGCUAGAUAAACUGUUCUUUUUGACUACCAUGACUUUCCGGAUUUCUCUUCGGGUCAUGAUAAUCAGUCAUAAUAUAUGUUCAAACUUUAGUUAUUCAGUGAAUAUACACAUUAAUUUUAUGUAGAAAAUGAAAUAAAGUCAAAAUCUCUGUACGAGGGCAACGACUUUCGAGUCAAAAAUAUGAUAAUAUUUGCAGCUGUUUUGAACUUCAUACCUUUAUUUGUUGAUAUUUCGACCUUUAACCGGUCAUUUUCAAAAACAUAAACAGGAUAACUGUACAAAUGAUGAAAACAACUACCAUCU
Messenger RNA from Didymodactylos carnosus, 1539 nucleotides. The record is from the annotation of a GenBank genome assembly. Lineage: Eukaryota; Metazoa; Rotifera; Eurotatoria; Philodinida; Philodinidae.